UCUAAAAAUUUUAUUUACUAAAAUUUUGGACAGUCGCAUUCCUCUUUUGCUAUCAUUCCCCUUUCAUUAUGAAGAGACUCUCUUCAUUCCCCUUCUCUACUAAAAUUUUAUAAAUUUGUGCUUCGAUUCCUCUUGUUGUCUUCACCAUCUACCGUCAUCUUCAACAACUCUGAUUAUCUUUGCAAGUCUUCUAUCGUAAAAGAGAAACAAAGUGACUCUGGCCGAACUUGAUGCCGGGCUUCUUCUCGGUGGAUUGCCAUUAUCAUUUUCUAGUGAGAUGAAAUAUUAGGAUCUUUUUAAAUAAACUUCCUUUUGAGAUUGCUUGGUUACAAAAGUAAAAGAGAAACAAAGUGACUCUGGCCGAAGAUGAUGCAAGGCUUCUCUACGUCUGCCAUUAUCCUUUUUUAGGUUGUGAAUGAGUUCUUAAGGAGAUGAGAUGAGUCAGAAUGGUUAGCCUUUGUGAUUUGGAAUUUGGGUUCGAAGUUCAAUUUGGUUUUGGUGCUUUGCUGUCUAUAUCACCACUCUUUCCAAAAAAAUAUUAAAUUGUUUUGGCCAAAUCAGGCUAUGCUGCAGUCUCUGAAUCAGUGGCAUUACUAACUGAUUAUGCUUUACGUCUAUCAAAUGAUGGAGACAAGGUCUUUUGGAAAGAGUCUUAGAAAUCCCAUGUCCUUUUGGCCAACUGAGAUGAGUAGAACGAUCUUAUUUGCUCUAGUCUCCAUUGUCAGCUCUCAUAUUAGAUGCAAUUUCACCAAUUUUGCUAGAAAUAUCUGCUGCCUGAAGUGCAAAGCUGAGGGACCAAAGAAGUCAGGAGAAAGUGAUAUUGAAAUGAAGAAAGGUAAUUGGAAUUGUCCAAAGAAUAUGUUGCCACUCGAUGGUGUCGUGCUCCAGAACUCUGUGGGUCAAUUUUUCUCAAAAUACACUCCUGCAAUAGAUAUUUGGAGCAUAGGAUGUAUUUGCUUAAAUGCUUACAGGAAAACUAGGGUUUCGUUGGGAAAAUUGAUACACCAAUUGGAUCUCAUGACUGAUUUGCUUGGCACACCACCCUCCCCAGUCGAAUCCACUGGAAGGAUGCUAAAGAAGCUAAGCAAACAAUUACAUGGCAAGGAUUGGAAUUUGAACAACUUAAACACAUUAUAUAUGUUGGGAAAUAGGGUCUAUAUUUGGAUUUGAUUAUGACUGUGUUGAUUCUUUAUGACUAUGUCUUUCUUCAAUUUUUUCUAGUUGACUAUUUAUACUCUGGCUUGGAGCUUUUAGAGUUUCAUUUGGGGUCUGAGACUGUAAUGCAUGUACAGUACAAAGUCACUAUUAGUAAGUAUAGCACAUACUUUAAUCUUAGCACUAGACCUCAUAUAUAUAUAAUUUAGUUAAAUCAAUUAGUUUAGUUAAGUUAUUGAGAGUAAUUUUGAGUUAGUACUGGACCUUAUAUGCCUAAAUUAGUUGAAAUAGAUAGUUUAUUUAAGUAUAGAAAUGUAUCUUACUUUUCUUGAUUCUUCUUUGUGGCAUGUAUAUAUUGGUGCCACUGAGAGAGCUAGUGUGAAAUAUGUCUUCACUCACUUCAACACUGAUAAUGAGAAAGGAAUCGGCGAAUCGGUGACCCCAAUUUUUGUUCUAUGUAACAGAAGGGCCAAACUAAUUCUUCUUGUUUUUCUUAUUAUUGUAAAACACUUGCACUAUUCUUAAUUUUGAAGGCUUUGUGUUGGGCAGCUGUAGAAUAUUUUGUGUUGAAAGUAGUAACUUUUCAAUAUGUUGAAUAUUUAAGAAUACUUAAAUACUUAAAGAACAUUUUGUUGCU
This is a messenger RNA of Humulus lupulus (European hop), 1792 nucleotides long. RefSeq lists its product as uncharacterized. The transcript is spliced from 10 exons. Lineage: Eukaryota; Viridiplantae; Streptophyta; Magnoliopsida; Rosales; Cannabaceae. Bases 604 to 1170 code for a protein of 188 amino acids. The record is from RefSeq and is a predicted model, not a curated record.